UAAAAAUAGUCAUGUGUGAUCUUGUUUGAUUCGUCUUAACAUAUAGAUUAUUAAUAUAUAAUUUGUAUAAUUUUUUAAUAUACAAAUUACAAGAUAAAAUGGAUUAAAGAAGUACAUUGGAUGGUGUGCUAAAAGCCACCGUACAUGUUUAAACAAUCAAAUCCCCGACCUCAGCCGAGCGGCGAAACAAGAAGACUGGAGCACGGAACACUCCUGCAAGUCAGCCGGCAAUCCCCAACCGCCACCCGAUUCCGCUAUUCAGCCGGAAGCCGCCGCCCGUUCCCAUUAUUCAGCCGAUAUCAAGGUGAGUACUCCGGUCUUUGACUCUCCGUAUUUGUUCAAUUGUCUAUUUACACCAAUCAGCAAGUUUUUUCGACUUGUUAUGAAGAAUGUUUUCGCGCGGCCGAAUCAUUUAUCAUCUCGUUUCUUUACUUCUGUGUGUGUAGUGCAGGGUGUGUGAUGAUGAUGAUGACGAUGAUGACGAUGAGGUAUAAUUGAUAUUGUCUAGCUUGUCUACCAUUCGGGUCGGCUACUAGGGUUUCAAAUUAGGGUUCCAAAUCUUUCAUAUAAUCAACACAUUGCGAGAUAUGAAGCUGACUCUCGAAUUCGGAGGUGGGUUGGAACUUCUUUGCAAUUCUGAGAAGGAACAUGUUAUUGACAUUAUGCCAGAAGAUGGAGAGCAAAAGUUGACCAUGAAAUACUUGCUCUCUUGGGUUUGCAAGGAGCUGAUCAAGGAGAGGAGGGAAAUGUUCAUGAAGGGAGACACUGUGAGGCCUGGAGUUCUAGUCCUCAUCAACGACACAGAUUGGGAACUGUGUGGGCAGCUAGAUGCAGUGUUAAAUGACAAGGAUGCCAUUGUAUUCAUUUCAACACUGCAUGGUGGAUAAAUUAUGAAGCCUUUUUGUCUGCAUCCUGCUUUGGCUAUUAACUAUAAUCAGACCAAUGUUUGAUGUUUUUUGAAUGUGUUUUUUGUUUCUUCUUUUCUAGAUCCAAAUCCUGUGUUGUGUACUUCUAAAUGCGUUUGCUAAUUGUUCACAGAAUCAUAGCCUAAGAACGUUUAUGAACGUGUACGCAUGUGUGUAAUCAAAUUCGUAUUUGCUUCAGAAUUACACUUCCAGAUUUUUGGGACAGAUGAAGAACAUAAAGAGGUUUGCAUAUGAUUUUAUAAGCUUGUUGGUGAUCUUGAGGACAAGGCCUGGGAAAACGUCGUCGAAAUCAUUGAUGUGAGUGUUCUCUUCGAGGAUAAAAGGGUCAUUGCACUUGUCGCUGAUCGUCUGCAGCGA
Messenger RNA from Cuscuta campestris, 1283 nucleotides. Lineage: Eukaryota; Viridiplantae; Streptophyta; Magnoliopsida; Solanales; Convolvulaceae. The record is from the annotation of a GenBank genome assembly.